Messenger RNA from Penicillium odoratum, 3000 nucleotides. RefSeq lists its product as uncharacterized. The transcript has 2 exons. The coding region runs from base 1 to 3000 and encodes 999 amino acids. Gene Ontology annotation, molecular function: ATP hydrolysis activity; ATP binding; P-type proton-exporting transporter activity. Gene Ontology annotation, biological process: regulation of intracellular pH; proton export across plasma membrane. Gene Ontology annotation, cellular component: plasma membrane. The record is from RefSeq and is a predicted model, not a curated record. NCBI's taxonomy places the organism in Eukaryota, Fungi, Ascomycota, Eurotiomycetes, Eurotiales, Aspergillaceae.
AUGGCGUCCAACAACGUGGCUUCCGAGCGGAGGAUCUCCUAUGCUGUCGACGUGGAGAACGGUGAGCGCCAUGAGCGCCAAACUGAUGUCAACGACGGCGGAAACCUCGACGAGUACUCGGCUCUCAACCGCUACAUCUCGACUGCCCGCGAUGGUCGUCGUGGUUCUACUUCCAGCGCUGCUGCGCUUUCCGCCAAGCAGGGCAAGAAGCCCUGGUACAAGUUCGGCAAGCAGGAUGAUGGUGUCGCUGGUGACUGGCAGGCCCCCGAGGACUGGCUGGAGACCGAUCUCCGUGCUGGUCUGAACUCCAGUGACAUCGAGCCCCGUCGCAAGAAGUGUGGCUGGAACGAGUUGGUCACUGAGAAGACCAACAUCUUCAUCCAGUUCAUUGGUUACUUCCGUGGUCCUAUUCUGUAUGUUAUGGAACUUGCUGUCCUUCUCGCUGCUGGUCUGCGUGACUGGAUCGAUUUGGGUGUUAUCUGUGGUAUUCUGUUGCUUAACGCUGUUGUCGGUUGGUACCAGGAGAAGCAGGCUGCCGAUGUCGUCGCUUCCCUCAAGGGUGAUAUUGCUAUGCGUGCUACCGUCGUCCGCAACGGUCAAGAGGAGGAGAUCCUCGCCCGUGAACUGGUUACUGGUGAUAUUGUUAUCGUUGAGGAGGGUCAGGUUAUUCCUGCCGAUGUCCGCCUCAUCUGUGAUUACGAGAAGCCCGAGAUGUUCGAGAACUACAAGGAGUUCCUGGUCACCUCUCAGGACGACACCCUGAAGGAGAAGGACGAUGAUGAGGACGAGGACGAGCGCCGUGAGGCCCACGCCGGUGUUUCUCUCAUUGCCUGUGAUCAGUCCGCUAUCACUGGUGAGUCUCUCGCCGUCGACAAGUACAUGGCCGACACCUGUUACUACACCACCGGUUGCAAGCGUGGCAAGGCCUACGGUAUUGUCACUGCCACUGCUCGCCAGUCUUUCGUUGGUAAGACCGCCGCUCUUGUGCAGGGUGCCAAGGACCAGGGUCACUUCAAGGCUGUCAUGGACAACAUUGGUACCUCCCUGCUCGUUCUCGUCAUGUUCUGGAUUCUCGCUGCCUGGAUCGGUGGUUUCUACCGUCACCUGAAGAUCGCCACCCCUGAGAACUCCGACAACAACCUGCUCCACUGGACCCUGAUUCUCCUGAUCAUCGGUGUUCCCGUCGGUCUUCCCGUUGUUACCACCACCACUCUCGCUGUCGGUGCUGCCUACCUCGCCGAGCAGAAGGCUAUUGUCCAGAAGCUCACUGCCAUUGAGUCCCUCGCUGGUGUCGACAUUCUGUGCUCUGACAAGACCGGUACCCUCACUGCUAACCAGCUGUCCAUCCGUGAGCCCUACGUCUCUGAGGGUGUUGAUGUCAACUGGAUGUUCGCUGUCGCUGCCAUUGCCUCUUCCCACAACAUCAAGAACCUCGACCCCAUUGACAAGGUCACCGUCCUUACCCUGCGCCGCUACCCCAAGGCCCGUGAGAUUCUCUCCCGCAACUGGGUUACCGAGAAGUACACUCCCUUCGACCCUGUCUCCAAGCGUAUUACCACUGUCUGCACUUGCGAUGGUGUCCGUUACAUCUGUGCCAAGGGUGCCCCCAAGGCUAUCCUCAACAUGUCCGAGUGCUCCCCCGAGGAGGCCAAGCUCUACCGUGACAAGGCUUCCGAGUUCGCUCGCCGUGGUUUCCGUUCUCUCGGUGUCGCCGUCCAGAAGGAGGGUGAGCCCUGGCAGCUUCUGGGCAUGUACCCCAUGUUCGACCCCCCUCGUGAGGAUACCGCCCACACCAUCGCUGAGGCCCAGGUUCUUGGUCUUUCCGUCAAGAUGCUUACUGGUGACGCUAUCGCUAUCGCUAAGGAGACUUGCAAGAUGCUUGCUCUUGGUACCAAGGUUUACGACUCUGAGCGUCUGAUCCACGGUGGUCUCGCUGGUUCCGCCCAGCACGACCUCGUUGAGAAGGCUGACGGUUUCGCUGAGGUCUUCCCCGAGCACAAGUACCAGGUCGUUGAGAUGCUCCAGCAGCGUGGUCACUUGACUGCCAUGACUGGUGACGGUGUUAACGAUGCUCCCUCCCUGAAGAAGGCUGACUGUGGUAUUGCCGUUGAGGGUUCCACUGAGGCUGCCCAGGCUGCCGCCGAUAUUGUCUUCCUUGCCCCCGGUCUUUCCACCAUUGUCGAUGCUAUCAAGCUUGCCCGCCAGAUUUUCCAGCGCAUGAAGGCUUACAUUCAGUACCGUAUUGCUCUGUGUCUCCACCUCGAGAUCUACCUGGUUACUUCCAUGCUUAUCAUCGAGGAGACCAUCCGCUCUGACCUGAUUGUCUUCAUCGCCCUCUUCGCCGAUCUUGCCACCAUUGCCGUUGCUUACGAUAACGCUCACUUCGAGGCCCGCCCCGUCGAGUGGCAGUUGCCCAAGAUCUGGGUCAUCUCCAUCGUCCUCGGUGUUCUCCUCGCUGCCGCUACCUGGAUUGUUCGUGCUUCCAUGUUCCUGUCCGACGGUGGUAUCAUCCAGAACUGGGGUUCUCCCCAGGAGAUCCUCUUCCUUGAGGUUGCCCUGACUGAGAACUGGUUGAUCUUCGUUACCCGUGGUGGUAAGACCUGGCCCUCGUGGCAGUUGGUUAUUGCCAUCUUCAUUGUCGAUGUUCUUGCCACUCUCUUCGCUGUCUUCGGAUGGUUGGGUGACUGGAACCAGACCCACCCCCACGACCCUGCUGCCUACGGAUUCUCCCACAACAACAACAUUGACAUUGUCACCGCCGUUGUCGUCUGGGGUUACUCCAUUGGUGUCACCGUCAUCAUUGCCGUUGUCUACUACAUCCUCACCAUCAUCCCCGCUCUGGACACCCUUGGCCGCAAGACCCGCUCUAAGGCUGAUACCCAGAUCGAGAACAUGAUUGCCCACCUUUCCAAGCUGGCCAUCGAGCACUCGACUGACCGUGAGGGCAACUCUCGCUACACCCUUGGUGCUCGCGUUGAGGAUGUUGAGGAGGACGAGUAA